AUGACCGGCACGCUCUCCCCUUAUCUUGGUAACAUCACAUUCCUUCAACUCCUUGACCUCAGCGAACUCGAAUACUUGCAGGGUCCCAUCCCACCUGAACUUGGAAAGCUUUCACACCUUACCGAACUCAAUCUUUACCACAACAAUCUCUCAGGCUCAAUACCCAUUUCAUUUCAAAACCUUUUUAGGCUAAAGAACCUUCAACUGCAUCGCAAUCGCUUAUCUGGUUCUCUCCCUAACCCUAUUUUUGAGUCUUUAGCUUCACUUUCUUUUCUUGGCCUUUCAGAAAAUCAACUGUCUGGUUCAAUCCCAUCUUCAAUUGGCAACUUGGUUUCGUUAACUAUGCUUGAUCUUCGUCAAAACAGCUUCUCUGGUGCUAUUCCAAACACCAUUGGCAAGCUCAAGAAGGUCAAAAUUAUCCGUUUGUCAGCAAAUCGAUUAAGUGGUAGCUUACCGAAGUCUAUAGGCGGACUAUCAGAAUUAGUAGAUUUAUAUAUCUACAACAACUAA
Cornus florida is the source of this 510-nucleotide messenger RNA. Its product is annotated as probable leucine-rich repeat receptor-like protein kinase At1g35710. The record is from RefSeq and is a predicted model, not a curated record. Bases 1 to 510 code for a protein of 169 amino acids. Gene Ontology annotation, molecular function: protein binding. NCBI's taxonomy places the organism in Eukaryota, Viridiplantae, Streptophyta, Magnoliopsida, Cornales, Cornaceae. The transcript has a single exon.